This is a messenger RNA of Oenanthe melanoleuca, 1669 nucleotides long. It is a transcript of the gene TAC1, whose product is annotated as tachykinin precursor 1. Bases 147 to 494 code for a protein of 115 amino acids. The transcript is spliced from 6 exons. The record is from RefSeq and is a predicted model, not a curated record. NCBI's taxonomy places the organism in Eukaryota, Metazoa, Chordata, Aves, Passeriformes, Muscicapidae. Gene Ontology annotation, biological process: tachykinin receptor signaling pathway.
CUCGGAGAGCAGCGCCAGCCCUCCCCGCUGCAGACGGUGCGUGCGCUGCGAGCCCGGCCGGCCGCGCCCGGGUGCGAGGGGUCCGCCUGUCCCGCGGCUGGGAGGGUGCUCGUGUGCGCUUUUUUGUCCCGGACGUCGAGGCGGCGAUGAGGCUCCCGCUGGCUUUGGCCGUGCUCCUGCUGGCCUCGUCGCAGGCGUUGGGCGAGGAGAUGGGAACCACCGACGACCUCAGCUACUGGUCCGACUGGUCGGACGGUGACCAGGCCAAGGAGGAGCUGCCGCUGCCCCUGGAGCAUUUCCUGCAGAGGAUGGCCCGCAGACCCCGGCCCCAGCAGUUCUUCGGCCUCAUGGGCAAGCGGGAUGCCGGAUAUGGCCAGAUCUCUCACAAAAGGCAUAAAACAGACUCCUUUGUUGGACUUAUGGGCAAAAGAUCUUUAAAUUCUGGGUCCUCUGAAGGGAGCGUAGCACAGAAUUACGAACGGAGGCGUAAAUGAAAUAUUCCCGUGCAUUAUUUAUUAAACUUCAUUUGUCCUAAUGGCCAAUGCAGUGUAAUAUAAAAUAACCACUGUAUGAAAGAAUUAUUUAUUUAAUAACUGAAGAGGUUUUGUUUUUUUUGAGUUGUACAUUCAAUAAAAUUAUUAUUUUUCAUAUUGUGGCAGCGACACGUGUUGUGUAGGUGUGUUGUGGUUCUGAAAGGACCAGCAACCCUGGUGAUGUCUCACAACAAAGCACAUUAUUUGAUAUGACCUGUAAAGUUAUGUUUACUAAGCAGGCAAGUGUUCUUUUGUUCAUUGAAAGCGAGUCUAUCAGCUUCACAGCUAGUGCAGAACAGAACUGAUGUUCAGUCUAGUGCCUCAAUUUGUUUUCAUGGUUUAUAAUGUACUGUAAUUUCUGUAUCAAAAAUAUAUUUGUAUCAUUGCAGCAUGUUUUAUGUUCUGUGAUUAUGUAUCAAUAUAUUUUAAAAAGGGGGAUGGAUAAUGUUUGAAUGGGAAUCCAAGGUCUUCAUUUCAUAGUCUGGAAUUUUAUGAUAGUAACAUUUUAAAUAAAAACUACUCUGGGGCUUUUGCAACAUACUUCCUUUGGUGAUAACAAUGGAGUUAUUUCUCUUGUUGGUCUGGAAUGAGAUUUGGAUCCAAGCAACAGUGGUCUGAGACUGGAAAGAAAUGUAAAAUUAUUUUCUUUUUUUUCAGGGGGGCUGUGAGCCCCCUUAUGUGUGUUUGGUGAAUGUUUGAGGGAUUUUUUUAGUGGAGAGAGUUCCUGGGACUGCUCCAGGUCACACAAGGUGCCAUCCCUUCUAAACCUGAUGGAAAUCAUGGAAAGAGCAUGAUGUAUUCCCCAGCUCCAAGGGGAAUAAUUUGCUGUGGAAUUAAUCCAAUAUUGUAGGUUUAUUAUUUGAAAGCCAAGCUCUUAAUAAAUUCUAUCCCUCAGAUUCACAAUAAAAGCACCUAUGGGCAUGAACCCAUGCAAUAUAAAAGAAAAAAAAAGAGACUGUAAUUAUCUUUUUGAUUAAAAUAUCUGAUUACUAUAUAUCCAGGAUGGUGCUGAAAUGCUACAUCCAUCUUACCUGAUGCCAAGACAUCUGGAGUUCUAUCUUCUUUCCCCCUGUUAUGAGCUAUACCUCUCUGAUGCUGUGAUGCAAACUUUCACAGCAGAUGAAUCACCAAUAAAA